UCCUCUCCGCCCCGCUCCAGCUGUGCAGAGAGGCGCGCCAGCCAGCCAGCCAACCCAGCCCGCCCCGCCCUGUCCCGCCUCCGAAGCCCCAUAGCGGUCCUAGCAGCGCUGAGGAGGAGGAAGAAGAGCGCGCGAGGGAAGGGCCGGCCGCGCCGUCUCCUCGCCCGCCAAGAUGUCUCGCGGGCUGCAGGUGGUCCGCACCGACGCCAGCGGCGGCGGCGGCGGCGCGUCGACGUCCUCGGCGGCGCCUUCGGCCUCGGGGCCGGACUCCGGGCUGCUGGACAGAGGCUACGCGGGCUCUUGCUCCGCCUUGCUCAAAGUGGCCCAGAUGCUAUUGCUCCUGAUCGGAUUUAUCUGCAUCAUUGCUUCGCCGGUGGCCGGUCACAGUUCAUAUACCUACUUCAAAAUUGUCUCCAUGUUUGACUUAGUUAUGAUCUUUAUUUUCUACAUCGUCUAUAUCUUCAGAAUUUACCGGAUGCUGACUUGCAUCAACUGGCCACUUGCAGAGUUUCUCCAUUACCUAAUAGGUACCACCCUUCUUCUCAUUGGAUCUGUGGUGGUGGUAGCAAGGAGCUCUGGGUCAGCAAGUCUUACAGCUGGAGCGGUAUUUGGCUUCUUAGCUUCAUUUCUGUGUAUCUUAAGUAUAUGGCUAUCCUACAAAGUCUCUUGUGUCACUCAGUCAACAGAUGCUGCUGUGUGAGUCUUUUGGCACUCAUGAUGCACACACCAAACUGAGAAUCUCAUAGGCUAACAGACAGCAAAUGUAUGUAAGAUGGAAUUUUGUUCUGGUAGUCUUCUUGAGGGCUUGCUUUUGUAAUGACUCCUGAAACCUCUUACUAAGUGAGCUGACCACCAGAGGGCUCUGGUCUUACACUCCUCAUAUUCAUUUGUCCAGAUUGUUAUGAUAAUACCAGCAGCCUCUAUGCUGCAUUGUCUUAAUACCAAGAUUCUUGUAUUGCUUAAGUAUUAGGGAAUCUGUUUUUUCUUUCUUGCUACAAACAAAGGGAAACCAGGAUUGAAAUUCUUACUUAGCCGUGAAGUUAACUGGGUGACCAGAUGUUUUCCCUCAGCCUAUCCUACCUCACAGGAUUGUUGUGAGGAUAAAAUGGUGAUGGAGAACAGUGUAUUCUACUUUGAGCUCCUUGAAGGAAAAGUGGGGUGUAAAUGUAAAAAUGAUUAUUCUAUGUCACGAUUUGGUAGGAGCGAGCUCCCCUCUUUUCACGUUGAUAUCACUCAAGCUACCUGAGUGAUCUGAACAGGGACCUGCAUAUAAAGGUUGAAGGUGGGCAAUGUACUGUUUCCUUUAAUCUGCAGCUGGAAAAUGCUACAUUUCACCACGGACCAGCAGCUGCUUUAUAUUAAGUUUUACAUGCAAAGUCUAUUGCUUACCUCUGCCUUUCCUGCCUUUUGGCUCCCAGUGCAAGAAAAGGCAUUUGAUAAUUUAUGUUUUGACUGGCUUACUGUGAAUAUUUCUUCAGAAGUGAAACCAAGUUUCUUUUUUGUCCUAGUGUUUCUUCUGUUUUUAAGUAUUUUUGUACAUGACAAAAUAAUUUUAAAUAAAUUUUAUACUUCAAAAACAUCACUCGCUUCCAUAUCCAUACCUGUUAGACAGAACCAACUCCCCAAAGUUUUCAGUUUUGAUAAUAUGUUGCUUGGCAUUAUUAAGAGUUAACUUUGGUCCCGG
Messenger RNA from Lacerta agilis (Sand lizard), 1684 nucleotides. RefSeq names its product CKLF like MARVEL transmembrane domain containing 7 (gene CMTM7). The record is from RefSeq and is a predicted model, not a curated record. The transcript is spliced from 5 exons. Gene Ontology annotation, cellular component: membrane. Bases 173 to 700 code for a protein of 175 amino acids. Lineage: Eukaryota; Metazoa; Chordata; Lepidosauria; Squamata; Lacertidae.